Messenger RNA from Talaromyces rugulosus, 1449 nucleotides. RefSeq lists its product as uncharacterized. NCBI's taxonomy places the organism in Eukaryota, Fungi, Ascomycota, Eurotiomycetes, Eurotiales, Trichocomaceae. The transcript has 4 exons. The record is from RefSeq and is a predicted model, not a curated record. Gene Ontology annotation, molecular function: zinc ion binding; DNA-binding transcription factor activity, RNA polymerase II-specific; RNA polymerase II cis-regulatory region sequence-specific DNA binding. Gene Ontology annotation, biological process: negative regulation of transcription by RNA polymerase II; positive regulation of transcription by RNA polymerase II. The annotation marks the transcript as partial.
CGAUCCCUCGGUCUCUCCCAUACCUUCACCACGGCUUCCACGGUGGCUCCUCUCCUGUUCCGGGCGUCGCCCAUCGAUCCUGCCCUUCGCUCGCCGCCGUCGACCGAACCGUCCUCGCGUGAUCUCGCCAGCUACAACAACAGUUCGCUGCAAAUCGACGGGCACGCAACGCCCAACACUCUGCCUCCUGCUCCGGGCCUCAACAGUUCAACUCCGUCGUCUGAAAGCACCCCUUCCUCGACCACACUGCCUCGCCCGUCCGCACUCGACUCGAGACCAGACCACAACAGUUACGGCGUGCCGCCGUCGUUGCCAGGCCUGUCCGCACUGGCAUCAGUCGCAUCGGCUCCGACGUCUCAGAUAAGAUCGUCCAGCAACAACAGCAGUAAUGUCGCGCUGAGCAUGUCGUACGCCACGUCUUCACCAGCAGCGACCACCGGCGGCCAGGGGAACACACCACCCUGCCCUGCUUCCCUCUCUCUUCUCUCUCUCCAGUCUCCAUCCCUCCCUGGAUCUCCCUUCUUUUUCUUGCCAGAAAUGGCGUCGACCUUGACUGACCAGAAACGCCCUCAAUUGCAGCCCGUCUGCCAGAACUGUGGCACCUCGACCACCCCUUUAUGGCGCAGGGAUGAACUCGGCUCCGUCCUCUGCAAUGCCUGCGGCCUUUUUCUCAAGCUGCACGGGCGUCCGCGCCCGAUCAGCCUCAAGACCGAUGUUAUCAAGAGCCGGAAUCGGGUUAAAACUGCUGGCCAGGGCCCGAAGCGCAAGUCCGGCGCAGGAUUAGACGUGAAUGGCUUGUCUGCGUCGAGGUCAGAGGCAGGAACACCGCCGCUUGGGUCGCAUGGCUACCGUCGCGCCUCUCGCAAGAUGUCCCCGGGCCAUUCCGAUCGCUCGAACUCGCCGGUUUCUCGAACAAACACGCCUGGCGUUGCAUCGCUACACCAGCACAACUCGAACAUUGCGCCGCAGCACAUGUUCGACAGUGUUACCCUCGGGGAUCAUGGCUUUAAUCCUGCCAAUACUCUACCGGCACUACAGCUCCGUCAACCAUCUCCAGGCUCUACGUCAUCUCUCGUAGACCGUCAUCUCGAGGCUCCUCAGACCUUUGAAGGCUUAUUGGCGUCGAACACAUCUUUGAAAACGCGUGUCAGCGAGCUUGAGGUGAUCAAUGAGCUCUUCCGGGGUCGCGUCGCCGAGUUGGAGCAGAGCGAUGCUACCGCACGUCGCUCCGCAAUGAUCGUACGCGAUUCCGAGGCGCGACUUCGCCGGUCGUUGGACGAUGCCCAACGUCGUGAAGAUGAUCUCAAACGUCGUAUCAGCGAACUUGAACUGCAGCUCAAUGAACGCUCUGGAAAUGGCUUCGGCGAGCCUGCUUCAAAAAAGAUCCGCCUGUCAGACGUGGUUGAUUACGAAGCAGGGAGCUCUUCCAAGUCUCCCAGCGCUGCCUAA